Messenger RNA from Aspergillus caelatus, 501 nucleotides. RefSeq lists its product as uncharacterized. Lineage: Eukaryota; Fungi; Ascomycota; Eurotiomycetes; Eurotiales; Aspergillaceae. The record is from RefSeq and is a predicted model, not a curated record. The coding region runs from base 56 to 451 and encodes 131 amino acids. The transcript is spliced from 2 exons.
AUCCUCUCUUGCAUUUUUUUUUCCUUGAAACUAUUCUUCCGUUGCUUCUACCAAUAUGCGCUUUCAAGCUCUCCCCGUUCUCGCUGCCGUGCUUGCAUUCCCUACCCUUAUCUUGGGUGAGCCGGAUUGCCCUUAUGGUGGCAAUUGGUACUGGAGUCACGAAGCGGCAAGAAGUGCAGCCGCGCAUGGAAUCGACAAAUGGUGUAAUAACAUUGCCCCUUCCACGUUUAAAGGCGGGCAAGAGGUGAAACAGUGCCUUGAGGUCGAUUAUGAUCCGAAGAAUGUUAAUCUGUGGAUGAAAAACGACAACUCGGGUGAUAAGGUCCUCUCCAUCGACCAGUGCAAGAAGUUGCUCAAGAAGAUCGUCGAUAGUUGUCCUGCGGGUGGUUCUGACCGCACUAAUGAUGGCUGGGCACCACAAGCGACACCUGGUGGUGCCUGUUGGGUCUAGAUCCCAGGUCCACGUAAUGAUGUACUGAAGACAAUAUCAUCAGAGUGCCA